CAUGUCUAAUAAUUUUCAUCAAAUGCAUCGCGGAGGAGGAAGAAUUCAGAUUAUUUUUGGGCCAAUGUUUUCUGGCAAAACCAGUGAAUUGAUAAGAAGAAUGAAACGAUUUCAGGUUGCAAAUUAUCAUUGUCUCGUUGUUAAAUACGAAAACGAUACAAGGUAUGACCAACAAUGCUUGGCAACUCACGACAAGCAAGUCUUAUCGGCUGUAUCAACAUCAAAAUUAGAGAAAAUUAGACAAUUAGCCGAAAAUUGUGAUGUAAUUGGAGUCGACGAGGGUCAAUUUUUUCCCGAUAUUGUUGAAUUUUGCGAAGAUAUGGCUAAUAGAGGUAAAAUUAUUAUUAUAUCAGCCCUGGAUGGAACUUUCCAGAGGAAACCGUUUGGAGAAAUAUUAGAGCUGGUACCUUUAGCAGAGAAUGUAACAAAAUUGACAGCAGUUUGUAUGACAUGCUACGGUGAUGCAUCAUUUACUAAAAGGAAGGGCGGUGAAAAAGAAAUAGAAGUUAUAGGCGGAAUGGAAAAAUACUUGGCAGUUUGCCGCACUUGCUAUAACCUUAAUAUAUAUGAAUCACCCAGAAAGAAUGUAAACGAUAAUAACAAACGGCCCAUGUCACCGGAGGUCAAUGGUCAAACUAAUGGAAAACGGAUUUUAUUGAAUUAG
This is a messenger RNA of Dimorphilus gyrociliatus, 664 nucleotides long. The record is from the annotation of a GenBank genome assembly. Lineage: Eukaryota; Metazoa; Annelida; Polychaeta; Dinophilidae.